AUGAGUUUGAUAAAUAGAAUAUUUUUUCCGGGUAUUGUCCCUGCAAUACAAGAUAAACUUGUAUUACUACCGCUACCUAAAUCCUUAAAAUCACUUAUUUUGCAUCCAGCAGGACCAUUUACAAUUCAUUUUUAUGCCCCUGCCUUUAAAUGGGCCAUUUCCAUUGCUAACAUUGCAGAUAUGAACAGGCCCAUUGAAAAAAUAUCAACACCUCAGCAAAUAGCUGUAUCAUGUACUGGUAUCAUUUGGUCAAGGUUUAGCAUGGUCAUCACUCCUAAAAACUAUAACCUCUUUCUAGUUAAUAUUGUGAUGGCUGGAACAGGAUUUUACCAAUUAACACGGAUUGGCGCUUCAAAAUUAUCAUUUUUAAAUUAUCCACGCACUACAUGA
Molecule: messenger RNA, 390 nt
Organism: Babesia microti strain RI
Lineage: Eukaryota; Apicomplexa; Aconoidasida; Piroplasmida; Babesiidae
Product: Mitochondrial pyruvate carrier 2
Exons: 4
Coding region: 1-390 (129 amino acids)
Biological process (GO): pyruvate import into mitochondria
Cellular component (GO): mitochondrial inner membrane
Source: RefSeq, a predicted model, not a curated record